AUGUCGUCAAGUUAUGAGGUAGUAUUUAGCCAGGAUGGAUUUUUCGUUACGGCAACCCAUGAGAACCGUAUGCGCAAAUAUGCUGAGGGGCAAACACAUUGCGCCGUAUGGCUGAAAUCAAUGACGUGGGAGGUUUGGACGGCGGCAGAUUCUGCUAUCGGUAGAAGGGUUGAUGAAUUUGCUGCUAAACAAUACCCCUUCAGAACUCUUGAGGGAUUGGAUUUUUGCAAGAUCAACGCGCUGGAUGAGAAGCAUGUUCGUCAAGCUGUUGAGUCUUUCUUUUCAUGGUCUGCUCUCGCGCUUCACAUGACGUUCCGCUAUUUCCCGCAACAUGCGUACUGCAUGGCAGACCCUCGAGAGCCAAAGCUUCAAGUAAUAGUCGUUCAACUGCUAGGAACUGGAUCAAAGAUUACCCUUUACAAAAGAUCUCACCAUACACCUUUGAAACCCAAGGCGGCUUCGAACGGGUUAUUAGAGGUUCAACGAGAACUGCUCAAAACGCCGGAUAUUGAAGAAAUUCAGAAAGACAUGAAAGAUGGAGGUUUAGUAGUAUUAGAUGCUCGUCUUAGCUUCAAUAUUCAAGGUCGUGCGAUUACGCUAGCAUUUGCAAACAAAGAGGAGCUCGCUCGAUGGGGGAGAAUAAAGCUUCCAAACAAUGCGUAUCUGAGGCAGAAAGUCAAAGCAAUGGAAACUGAAAAGAUCGGGAUGAAUUAUGAAUUUGAAGAUUGA
Messenger RNA from Histoplasma mississippiense, 729 nucleotides. RefSeq lists its product with no specific name. The transcript is spliced from 5 exons. The coding region runs from base 1 to 729 and encodes 242 amino acids. Lineage: Eukaryota; Fungi; Ascomycota; Eurotiomycetes; Onygenales; Ajellomycetaceae. The record is from RefSeq and is a predicted model, not a curated record.